Vanrija pseudolonga is the source of this 645-nucleotide messenger RNA. RefSeq names its product Presequence translocated-associated motor subunit PAM17, mitochondrial (gene PAM17). Gene Ontology annotation, biological process: protein import into mitochondrial matrix. Lineage: Eukaryota; Fungi; Basidiomycota; Tremellomycetes; Trichosporonales; Trichosporonaceae. The transcript is spliced from 5 exons. The coding region runs from base 1 to 645 and encodes 214 amino acids. The record is from RefSeq and is a predicted model, not a curated record. Gene Ontology annotation, cellular component: PAM complex, Tim23 associated import motor.
AUGUCGACCGCUCCGCUCCGCAACGCCGUCGUCCCGACGCUGGGCCGUGCCCAGCUGCGCACUGCGAGCCCGGUGCUCGCGCGCUUCUCGUCCUCGGACGCCACCACCAGCUCGGAGGGCGAGUCGAGCUCGCCCACUCCCGCCGGCAAGCUUCCCAUGUCCUGGUCCGAGUACCUUGCUAUGCGCAAGCGCCGCAAGCAGUGGUCGACGCUCACGACCAUUCCCACGACGGCGGGUGCGCUGUUUGCUGGCGCGUCAUACUUUGCUGCCGUCCAGCCCGAGUUUGCCGGCCUCGACCCCUUCGUCAUCGCUGGUGGUGGAACGUGGGUGUUACUGACUGGGUGGUUUGUCGCCGCUAUGACCCUUGGCUACCUCGUCGGCCCUUCCAUCGGCAAUGGCAUCUUUGCUGUUACGCACCCCAAACUCGCUCGUGGCAACCCCCCACCUCUUGAAGUCAUGGACCGCGAGUUUUACCACAGGAUAAAGUCGAAGCGUGCCGACCCUAGCCGUCAGAGCGUCAACAACCCCGCGCCAGACUUUUACGGCGAGAAGAUCGUCUCCCUUGCUACCUACCGCCGCUGGCUCAAGGACCAGGAGGCGUACCGCCGCAAGGCUGCCCACGGUGUUGACGGCGAGGAGCCUUGA